Messenger RNA from Pongo pygmaeus (Bornean orangutan), 3261 nucleotides. RefSeq lists its product as uncharacterized. The transcript has 4 exons. Bases 1 to 732 code for a protein of 243 amino acids. NCBI's taxonomy places the organism in Eukaryota, Metazoa, Chordata, Mammalia, Primates, Hominidae. The record is from RefSeq and is a predicted model, not a curated record.
AUGAUCCGCAGCGGCUGCGGCGCGGAGACCCGGGUCCCUCUGCCCGGCGCUAUCUCGGCGCCCGCGCCGGUUACCCCCACCCACACCCACGCCCGGCGCGCGCACGCCCGCCCGCGCCUCCCCGCCCCCUCGGGCUCGCGCCGCCGCCGCUCGGAGCUCCCAGCCUCGGGGCCGUUUCGUCCCCGCCCCCUCUCCCACAGGGGCCUCGCCGGCCGCCGCGCCACGAGGGCGCGCGGGGGAGGGGCGCAAGACAAGCGAGGUGGCGCCCCCCUCCCCUGUGGCCUCGCGCGCUCCCUUCCUGGGCUACCGACCUCGCCCUCGCGUCCGCGGCGUCCCCUGCCGGCCGGGCGGCGAUUUGCAGGUCCAGCCGGCGCCGGUUUCGCGCGGCGGCUCAACGUUCACGGAGCCCCACGAGUACCCACCCGCUGCCCAGAUCGGCAGCCGCUGCGGCGGGGAGAAGCAGUAUCGUGCAGGGCGGGCUUCCAGUUGGGCUUCGGUGGGUUUGAAGCACACGUUAGGGGGAAAUGGCUCUGUUCGUGCAGGUUUGCGGAGUCUGAGUUUCUUAGGUUUAGUAGGUGGGGUGGGUUUCUCUGGGGGUGUGGUGGGAAGCUGAUCAGUUCGGAUAACGGCCUUGAGCAGGGGUCUCUGUCCCCCUCCCGGCCUGACGCGGGGCUUCCAGCGGACACCACCGACGAUUUUAUAGGUUCAGAAAGUGUGUCUCAGAGGAGUUAGAGAAGACCAAUUAAUAGAUGACAGUGCUGAAGCCUGGAUCUCCUGAAUCUUGGAUGAAAGUGUCGUAAGUUAGAUUCCUGGGAAGAAAUUUCUGAGACACAUUCUGCAGGAUGAUUAUUAGGGCUCAUCCUUGGUUUCAACACCUAUAGAAGGAAGGCGGAAGAAGACAUUGAACAGAGAGACAGAAGUCAAGAUGCAUUUCAGGCUAGGACUCUUGGCUGAACCCACAGGAGCUCUGGAGCUAGAAUGGCCCUUCAGAGUUGUCCUGAGUUGGUCUGAGAUGGCUAGUUCUUUAUAUUCCUGCAUGGGAUAGUCACUGGAUGUCCACCCCAGGAAGGGGUGUGGCCAAGACAGUCCCUGAAAUGCCCGCCAGCACUCCCUACACCUGGAGCGACAAGACCAACAUCACAGGGGGAAUGCACUGGGUGAUGGAUCACAGCGUUCAUCCCAGAAGAUGAGGAUACAGAAUUGGCUGACAGCUGCGUUCUAAAUGUCAAUGUUCUCCAAAAUUCAUAUGUUGAAACUUAAUUCCCCAAUGUGAUGGCAUUAGGAAGUGGGGCUUUUGGGGGAGGGACUAUAGGUCAUGAGGGUGUAACCCUCAUCAAUGGGAUUAGUGUCCAGAGAGCUGCCUUGCCCUUCCACCAUGUGAGGACAUAGUGAGAAGGUGCCAUCUAUGAACUAGGAAGUGGGCUCUUACCACCAGACACCCACUCUUCUGGCAACUUGAUGUUGAAUUUUCCAGCCUCCAGAACUCUGAGAAAUCAGUUUCUGUUAAUUAUAAGCUAUCCAGUCUAUAGCAUUUCGUUAAAGCAGCUGGAACUAAACUAAGACACUGAUGCUUUCUGCAACAAAAAGAGUGAGUCUCUAUAGCAUACCAUGUAACAGAUGUUUUUGGAAAAAUAACCUCAUUUCAUAUGUUUCCUCAAGAUAAAAAGAAUAUCAUAACAACAAAUGAGAAAAUAGUUGCUUUAGAAAUAUUGCACCCUGUGGAGAGAGUAUUUUGGAUUUUGGUUUUUUGUUUUGUUUUUUAACUUUUGUUUUAGGUUUGGGGGUACAUAUGCAGGUUUGUUAUAUAGGUAAACUCAUGUCACAGGGGUUUGUUGUACAGAUAAUUUCAUCACCCAGGUACUAAGCCUAGUACUCAAUAGUUGCUUUUUCUCCUCCUCUCUCUCCUCCCACCCUCCACCCUCAAAUAGGCCCCAGUGUGUGUUGUUCCCUUCAUUAUGUUCAUGAAGUUGAGAGUGUUUUGAAAAAGAAUGUUGGAAAGCAUUUCCACUGUUAGAUGAUUUUAAGUCAAAAAGUUACACCACAGUGUCACCUAUUUGCACACAAGCAUGGACACAGAACUGUUUCAUAUGUUUAAAACUUUUCUAGAUCCUUUUGUGGUUCAUAAGCUUGAUGAUUGAGUUUUCACGUCCACAUGUGAGAUGUGCCUCCCUUGAGCCUUAUCAUCGGCACAUUACCUGCCUAAUGUGAACAAUAAAAAUAAAAACUAAAAAUUUGCUAAGCAGAGUUUCUGUGGAUUUCUAACUUAUUUAUAAAAACAAUAAAAAUGUAACAUAUUCCAUUUAGUGUUCAAGAACAACUAAGUAACAGUAAAGAUGGACAUUUGCUAGCUGAAUUUCAAGAAAAAUCUUUGUACAGUAAGUGGAUGAGAUUGAAAAAAAUGUGUGUCACAAUUCAAAAGUCAGUCAGAAGCCUGGAUAACAUAGUGAGCCUCUGUCUCCACAAAAAUUAAAACUUAAAAAAAUUAGCCUGUAGUCCUGGCUACUUGGGAGGUUGAGGUGGGAGGAUCGCCUGAGCCCAGGAGUUUGGGGCCACAGCGAGCCAUGAUCACACCACUGCACUCCAGCCUGGGCAACAGAGCAAGACCCUGUCUAAAAAAAGAAAAGAAAGAAACAAAAGUCAGUCAGAGGGGCACCGCUUUCAUUUAGAAUUCUUCAUCUUUUUGAGGUAUUAAAGAAAAGCUAUUUCUCACCACACUGCUGACACCAAAUGUGGGAGUGUGUGUCCACAAGAACCAAUUCUCCAAUCCUCUAUACAAAAACUGAGUGUCCUACAAUUCAUUUCCUUUUUUUUUGAGGUGACUGGCAAAUUAAAGUUUUAAAGUAACCUUUUUUUUCCAUUGUAAAUAUUUCUAAAAAUACUACCCAUUGGAAAUGAGAAAAGUAGACUACUUUUCUGAAUCCAGUCCUACUUUUAUUUUACACAGUAUUUCACAGGUGUGAUCUCUGGAGCAAAAGCUAACAGCUGGAAAAAAUAGUUUGUACGAAUUUCAUGAAGUAUGUCUCUGGGCUUUCGUAAAUAAUUUUAACUCAAAACUACUUCUUGCAAUACAAAAAUAAAAUUUAAAAAACUUAAAUAUUUUAUUUAUCUUCAGCUCAUCCUCUAGCAUUUCUUUUUCCGUACAUUCCAUAAUACAAAGUAAGAAGUGUGAUAAUUUGUAAACAAGUAUGUAUUAAAGGUGUGUGCUCAAAAUUUUUUUGUUUUAACUUAAGAAUGGCAUAGAAUAAAAAAAACUUGAGUAUG